AUGGCGGCUAGUCACCGUGUUCGUCGUAUUGGCAAGGAAAUUGCCGACAUUCGCGCGGACACUCACUCGCAAAUUGGCAUCGAACCCUUUGGUGACCAGGACGAUGUCACUCAUCUCCGCGGCUCAUUCCCGGGCCCUCCUGGUACUCCCUAUGAAGGUGGUACUUUCGCUGUCGAUGUGAAGAUCCCUACCGACUAUCCGUUCACCCCUCCGGCCAUGAGGUUCGAAACCAAAGUUUGGCAUCCCAACAUCAGCAGCCAGACCGGCGCUAUUUGUCUCGAUACGCUCUCGAGUGCUUGGUCCCCUGUCCUGACCGUGAAGUCGGCGCUUCUUUCCCUGCAGCAACUGCUGAGCACCCCUGAGCCAAAGGACCCCCAGGAUGCCGAAGUCGCGAAGAUGAUGAUGAACACGCCCGCAGAAUUUGCGCGUGUUGCCCGGAAAUGGACUGUUCUCUAUGCGGGUGCUCCGCCGAAGCCCGACGAAGAAACUCAGGAUGCUGUGGCCAGCACGCAGGUGGCAACCGAAGAAGAUAAUCUCGCUCGGUAUCAAGGAUACAACAAGGAUCUGGUUGAUCGGUUUGGUAAUAUGGGAUUCGAUGUCGCUCAAGUGGUUGAUGCCUUUCAACAGGUCAAAGUUGACCGCAACGCAGGCGAGGACUAUGAGCUGGAUCCAGUUGUCAUGGCGAAUGUCACUGCCCGACUCACGCUUCGAGCAACAACAAAUGCGGUGGCUAGUGAGCGAGUCAGAGCCGCCUUGCGCCGAGCUCGCGAAGCUCGGCAGUCCGCCACGCCCUCCGCGGCGGGAACACCACAGACCGGCAGCGAUGCGGAAAGCAAAGUAGGCGAUGAAAAAGCGGUUGACUGCUUGACACCAGAAGAGGAGUUGGUUUUUGUCCGCUACUACUGUGAAACACUCCUGGAAUUGGGCGACGAGUACAAGCCUCCACUGCCCACGGCCGUCCGGGCGACCGCAAUUCAAUACCUUCGUCGAUUCUAUCUGACCAACUCUCCAAUGACAUACCACCCGAAAACAAUUAUGGCGUGCGCGCUCUUCCUGGCAACCAAAACCGAUAACUAUUACAUGUCGCUGCGGCAUUUCACUGACGGGAUACCCGGCAAGCCAUCCCCAGACGAGGUGGUUGCUCCCGAGUUCUUGCUUAUGCAGGGCCUUCGGUUCUCAUUCGAUGUCCGACAUCCCCUGCGCGGACUUGAAGGCGGUGUCAUGGAACUCUCAGCCAUUGCGCAAGGACAGGGCCAGCCAUCACCCCUCCAACCACACCAAACUCCAGAAAGCCUCAAGAAUGGACUUCUUUCUAUUGCACCACCACCUACUCCGUCCUCCUCUAUCACCGAUCGAAUCGGGCGCGCACACACCGGCACACGCGAGCUGCUCAAGACUGCGGCGCAGAUGACCGACGCAUAUUUCCUCUAUACCCCCUCACAAAUCUGGCUCUCAGCCUUCUUUCUUGCCGAUCGACCAUUGGCCGAAUUCUACCUUGAUACCAAACUCGGUGGACCCAUCACACCCACCGCUGCCAGCACAAAUCCAUCCGGCCUUCAAAAUCCGCUCUACGAAAUGCGCACUAAGGUCUUCAAGGCCCAAAUGAAAAACCUCAAGCGGAUUGCGAAGAAACUCUAUAAAUGCCAAAACCCCGAGAAGGCUAAUCUCUCACAAAAACGAGAUUCUGCUCAGCCUCCAACUUCGGCUGCUAUCACUGACUCGGGGCAGGUGACCUCAGAAAGCGAGACAGAACGGUUAGCCAAAAAACGAAAGCUCGAUGAACAGAAACAGCGUGGCUCCCAGGAUCUGUUUGGCCCCGAGCUUGUGCUUGAUCGGACUAAGUGA
Penicillium argentinense is the source of this 1845-nucleotide messenger RNA. RefSeq names its product TFIIH complex kinase subunit CCL1. The record is from RefSeq and is a predicted model, not a curated record. The transcript has 6 exons. Lineage: Eukaryota; Fungi; Ascomycota; Eurotiomycetes; Eurotiales; Aspergillaceae. Gene Ontology annotation, molecular function: protein binding. The coding region runs from base 1 to 1845 and encodes 614 amino acids.